CUUGCAUGUGAAUUGCACUUGCACUCUUAAUGAGACCUAUUAGUCCACCACCUCACUGUCCCCCACUUCCCCAACUUAAAGGAAAAGAUUUCGAGGAGGCAGCAGGCGUCUAAAUUGGUGUUUGAGUAAGUAUACCAGCGGGCGUCUAAAUUUGGCUCUGUGUUCAACAUGAAAUGUGAAAUUCACACUGUUGCGUGGUCAAACGCACAGAUUCCACGUUGCACGGCAUACGUGGAAGGAUACAAACUCAAAGACGACACGCCACGGCUCCUCGCAAUCAGGUCGCGCGCAAACCGUUCAACGACUUCUCGAGUUCCAAUUUCCUGGGGCCUCAGGCGGAGAAUCCUCCCAGCUCGCUUUGGAAUCUCGCAUCCAACCGGUCCAAUGAAUCCUCGCCACGCAUGACGCCGCGCGCAGCCUGGCUGACCGAAAGCGUUCAAAGUCGUGCUGUUCGAUGGCGGCCGCGGAGAGAGGGGGGUGUGCUUGCUCUCUUUGGACCUCAGAAUUUUGUUUGGCGACGGUUGAAACCAAACCCUCUCGCCAAUUAUUACGUGCCCCCCUUGCUCUCUCUCUCUCUCCGUCCCAGACUAAAAAAUCUUGAAUGCCCUGUUCCGCUCCUCUUUGAUUGCCAAUUAUUUUUUUCUUUUUGCAGUAUUUUCCUCGCCCCUUCUGGAUUCUAGUUAGAAUUUGAUAUUGAGAAGCUAUUCUUUCUUGCUUUCUGUCUCGAUCGGGUGCUGUAUUGGGAGUUCUGGGCCGGUGAGAUGGCGGGAGCUCGGUCGAUGGUGAUCGGUUCCGUUGCCGUCGACUCCCAUCCCUCCGCUUGCCUCUGCGUCGACUCUCUCCCCCUCUCCAAUCUCAAUUUCAGGGGAAGCGGGGAUGCUCACAGGAUCCCGACAUGCCGGAAGGCGUCGAGGUCGUCGGCGGGUUCUUUGGAGCUGAGCAGCUCCUUCGUCGACACCUGGCAAGGCCGGCGUCCCUCCGCACGAUCCAGGAAGCAGCAGAGCAAGAGCAGGAGCAGGAGCAGGAGCCUUAUUGUCGUGAAUGAACUCGCCGGGCAGUAUGAAGAGGGCUUCGAGGAUGUUCGUGUGCAACUUAUCAAUUACUUCACCUACAAAGCCGUAAGGACUGUUCUUCACCAGCUUUAUGAAAUGAACCCACCAAAUUACAUGUGGUUCCAUAAUUUUGUUGCAGACAACAAACCAAGUGAUGGCAAACAAUUUCUACGUGUUCUUGGGAAGGAGAAGCAAGAUCUAGCGGAAAGAGUGAUGAUUACACGCCUUCACCUAUAUGGUAAAUGGAUUAAGAAAUGUGAUCAUGCGAAAAUGUAUCAACAAAUUUCCGAUGAGAACUUGCAACUGAUGCGCGAAAGGUUAAUGGAGACAGUCAUAUGGCCAUCUGAUGACACAAACACAGAGAAGAUUGGCUGACAACUAUGGGUGCAGUUGCAAUAUUAUGCUCAUCUUGUAGUAUAGUUGAUUACUUUUGUCACAUUCUCAGUGAUUUUCAUCUCAAGAAUUCUUAUGUAUAUAUAAUCUUGCACAAUCUAAUAAGGAAUAUCAGGUGGUCUCUUUAUGCUCUUA
This is a messenger RNA of Phoenix dactylifera (date palm), 1580 nucleotides long. RefSeq names its product chaperonin-like RbcX protein 2, chloroplastic. Lineage: Eukaryota; Viridiplantae; Streptophyta; Magnoliopsida; Arecales; Arecaceae. Gene Ontology annotation, molecular function: protein folding chaperone. Gene Ontology annotation, biological process: ribulose bisphosphate carboxylase complex assembly. The record is from RefSeq and is a predicted model, not a curated record.